AUGGACCAACAGCCUCUUGAUAACGACAUCAUGUCGUUUCCGGAUCCCUCUGAAUUCGACUAUGCCUCCUUUCUGCAAGCCGACGACAUGGGCUUCAUGGAUACUAUGCAAGGCCAGUCGACGGGUUCGCUAUCCGGGUCGUCAGGAGGAAUGCACACGCCCCCUUAUCCCGGCUCUAGGAGCCUGUCCAGCAGCAGUAACAAUAACUACAAUGCCUUGGAUAUGAGCCUCCGUCGACUGCCGGCGCAGCAAAGGCAGCGGCUAGAGCGAAGAGGCCAUACCAAGAGCCGUCGGGGAUGCUACAACUGCAAGAGGCGGCGUAUCAAGUGUCAAGAGACACACCCGGCCUGCGGUCACUGUCUUAAGACGGGUCUGAAAUGCGAGUACCCUGCUUCGCCCCAGAUCACCCACCAGCCUCACAAUCAGAUACCUUUAUUCAGUUUGCAGGACAUGCGAUGCUUCCAGUACUUUUUGACACAGUGCUACCCACACCAUCCUCUGAAGCAGGAAGAGAUCUGGACUCAUGAGAUUCCAAGCAUAGCACAUAACCACGAGUUUCUUAUGCAUGCCAUCCUGGGGUAUGCCGCCUCAGAACUGAUGCAUGCGGAUAGUAACCUUGCGCCGGUGGCCAUGGGGCACCGCAUCAAAGCCAUCAAGGCGAUCAAGAAGCGAUUAACAGAGACGUCAAAGAUGGACACGACUUACGAAGAGGCCAACGCCCUAGUAGCUACCUGCUUCGCACUGACUUUCCAGUCCGUCAGCCUCGAGGACGGCUUGGCCGAGUACAUGACGUUCAUUCGCGGCAUUGUCAUUGUGGGGAUGCAAAUGAUGUUUAAGAGCAUCAAGCCUCUUUUCAGCAAUCUUUUUGAGUCCAACAACGAUGAUGUCCUUGCGCCACUUAUGGAAGGACUGCCAUUGAUCCAGAAGGGAUGGGCGGAGACGGCUAUUGAAUCCAUUACGAAUUUGGGCCCGCUGUGUACGCACCAGGUUGAAAUCGAAUAUCAUGAAAAGCUGAUGACCAUUGCGUCCCAUCUCCUCACCAACUCAUUCGAAGCGUACAAGGCCAAUUCGAGGCAAUACGCAUGGUGGAUGCUGUUGCCGCAUGCCUCUUUCCAAGAACUUAUCAAUUCCAAGAAUCAAGUCAUCAUAUUGUUGCACACCCAUUGGAUAGCGUUGUCUCAAAUCAUGGCUUUCAUCAAUGAGCAAGAGUAUGAGGUGCGAGAGAAGCACCCUGCUCAACAAGAGAGUAGCCGUAUCGACCCAGGAUUCAUUCGCUGGCUCAAGUAUCUGAACGCGCGUGUCAACCAAGGACAUCAGAUGUUCAACCAAUGGCCGAGGUGGGUAGAUGAGCAGCUCGACAUUGACAUAACGUUUUUCGGAAAGCGUCGUUGGCGGAGUUUCGGGGUUAUAUACGAGCCCGGUGUUAUCCGAUAUGCCCGUGAAGGUGAGGAGUCCAUGGAAAGUGAGGAGUCCGUGGAAACUGAGGAGACUGUACCAGAGGAAGAAUUCAUUCGUCUCACAAAAGUUGAAGGACUAGUUUCUGAGACAGAAGCCGAACAAGUCUUUAACCAACUAAAACCCAUCGCGCCCUCAUUCCUCAUCGGAAAGUGGAAAGGCGGCGACCUCAACACAGGGCACAUCGGGCACCAAAAACUCAGUGAUAUGCGUUGGGCUGGGAAAGACUUUCGGUCUGAGAAUGACGGUGACCCAAUCAUGGUUCUCGAUGAGGAAGGAAACCGAGUUUGGAAUAAAGACUGGGGCCACUGCUCGCUUCGUGAAAUGGUUUUUCGUGGCGUGACUUCAACUGCUAUGAUCUAUGAUGAGAAGCCAAUUUUUGACCAUUUCCGGUAUAUUAAUGAGAAUGUCGUUGCCGGUGCUAUGGAUUGCCCUAAGGUAUUUGGGUCUGAGUCUACCUAUUACUUCUAUCUUACUCGCCUUGAAUAG
This is a messenger RNA of Trichoderma breve, 1944 nucleotides long. Its product is annotated as GXWXG protein domain-containing protein. The coding region runs from base 1 to 1944 and encodes 647 amino acids. NCBI's taxonomy places the organism in Eukaryota, Fungi, Ascomycota, Sordariomycetes, Hypocreales, Hypocreaceae. The record is from RefSeq and is a predicted model, not a curated record. Gene Ontology annotation, biological process: regulation of transcription by RNA polymerase II. The transcript is spliced from 8 exons. Gene Ontology annotation, molecular function: zinc ion binding; DNA-binding transcription activator activity, RNA polymerase II-specific.